AUGAAGCCCAUAACUCACCUGCAGAGCGUGCUUGCUGGCACAGUAGCCGGUGGCAAGAGGAGCUCCCAUGAUGCCCAUGACACUGCUCACAGUGACAAUCUUCCCUUUCUUCCUCUGGAUCAUGUGGUUCAGGACAUACUUUGUCAGGGAGAUGGUGCCCAGGUAGUUGAGCUCAAUGAUGGCAUUGUAGACAUCCAGAAUCUGCCUGAAGAUCGCAGAACAAACAGGCUGGAGCAGCAGCCAAACAGCACACAAAGCCACUGGUCCCGGCCACACGGGCCAGGCACCCUCGUCCCUUCCCGAGCCUUCCUCCCGCACUGUCCCUGCGCUCAGCUGCUCGUGGGGCCCUGCCAGCACCGGGAACCCGCCCAGAAACUGUGCAAAACAAGCAGUUCUGGCCCAAAGGAACCAGACCCGCGGGAGAUCGCGGGUGCCCCGAAGCGGCUUUUUGGGAGCCGGGACGAGGGGCACCACGAGCCUUUUCCAGGCAUGAAGUUCCUGCUUGGUGUCAACCUGAGCUUCAGAAGGAGAGCACUCGGAAAAUUUAAAACAUCCUUUACAAGCUGUACAGUAUUGAGGAGACUUGGUGUAGAAGUAGAACUGGGGGAUGGAUGGACUGAGAGCUGUCCUGCAGAGAAAGACCUGAGGAUACUGAUGAGUGAAAAAUUGGACACGAGCCAGCAAUAUGAUUUGCAACCCACAUUUUCCACCUCUACUCUGCACUGGUGAGACUGAAGGUCUGUGUCUUGCUAUGGAUUUCUGAGACAAAAAGCUGUGGACCUGUUGGAAGAGGGCCAUGAAAAUGGUCAGUGGGCUGGGACACCUCUCCUGUGG
This is a messenger RNA of Onychostruthus taczanowskii (white-rumped snowfinch), 834 nucleotides long. RefSeq lists its product as uncharacterized. The transcript has 5 exons. The record is from RefSeq and is a predicted model, not a curated record. Bases 1 to 729 code for a protein of 242 amino acids. Lineage: Eukaryota; Metazoa; Chordata; Aves; Passeriformes; Passeridae.